Selaginella moellendorffii is the source of this 1476-nucleotide messenger RNA. Its product is annotated as probable serine/threonine-protein kinase PBL4. Gene Ontology annotation, molecular function: protein kinase activity; ATP binding. Gene Ontology annotation, biological process: protein phosphorylation. NCBI's taxonomy places the organism in Eukaryota, Viridiplantae, Streptophyta, Lycopodiopsida, Selaginellales, Selaginellaceae. The transcript is spliced from 9 exons. Gene Ontology annotation, cellular component: plasma membrane. The record is from RefSeq and is a predicted model, not a curated record. Bases 161 to 1426 code for a protein of 421 amino acids.
AUUGUGAGAAUUCAGUUGUUCCACUCUUUAGUGCUGAACAAAUUUUCGUCCACGCAGGAUUUUAGUUUCUCAAACGUGUAGAGUGAGGAAAGAAAAGUAUUUUCUUUGUGAAUAUUGUAGUCUAUCUUCGGCUAUAAUAUAUGUACGCAUUGCGUCAAAAAUGAAGUGUCGCUUCUCAUUGGAAAACAGCUCCGCUCCAUCUAUGCCCGUGCCUUGUCGACAAAUUUCUAUUUGUCGGAUGCGGCGGGACGAGAGCUCACUUCGAAUGGGGUUUCUUUCCUUGCUGCGAUCAAGGAAGUCAGGUUUCGUUCUGGAAGGUGAUGAAUCAAGCUCGGCACGCAGUAGUGGAAGUGUCGCUCCUUCAACAGAGUUAGAGGGUGCUGCUUAUGUCUGCUCCGCUUGCAAGACUCGCAGUUUUAGGAGCUCGGGAAGGCCACUGAAGGUUUUCUUUUCUGACGAGCUCAAGGCAGCUACCAACGACUUUGGGUUUUGCAACUACAUGGCAGACGCAGAGGGUGGUCAUGUAUUUAGAGGAGUUUUAGAAGGAGGCGAGGUGGUUGCCGUGAGAGUUAUAUCGGACGCAUCAGUCUUUCAAUCUCGCAAGCAGCUCUUGGGCCGCAUUCGGUCGCCUAAUAUUGUGAGACUGGUAGGCUACUGCGACGAAGGCGACGACAGGAAAUUUCUUGUUUAUGACUUCAUCUGCAACGGCUCUUUGGAGUGGCAUCUAACAGUUCUCACUCGGAAUGCCAUGGGUUGGUCUAUAAGGAAGUCAAUUGCCGUGGGAAUAGCCAAAGGUUUGCUUUACUUACACAGCUACUCAAUCGUACACAGGAACUUGCGAUCUAGGAACGUUCUCUUGACUCAUGAUUAUACACCAGUUAUUACAGGGAUGGGCUAUGCAAAGCAUAAAACUCAACCAGCUUUUCCAAGUCCUCCUUGUGUCACUGGCUACUCUGCUCCAGAACAUUUCCGGGGGCAUGCAGUGGACGAGAAGAACGAUAUCUUUUCCUAUGGUGUCAUACUGCUGGAACUCAUCACUUCUCGAAAGGCCAUGGAGGAUUCAAGCCAACGCCUUCUGACAGAAUGGGCGUCCCCGCUGCUCCGAGACUUUGACCGCCAAAAGCUCGUCGAUCCCGAGCUUGGCUGCGACGAUAACAACACCUACGAGCUUGUCACUAUGAUGAGCAUUGCGUCGCUCUGCUUGAACGAAGAUCCACUGGAAAGGCCAAGCGCAAGCAAGAUUUUGAGCCUGCUAGAAGAGGAUUGUGACGGGGAGGUUUUCAGCUCCGACGAUGACUUGUCUACUCUGUCGCAAGCUUCGUCGUCGCUAACACAUCGAGCGGAGAAAAAGGUGACUUGGAAUGCUUGCUCUCCAGUAAGAAGAGGUCCUUCUCGUCGCCUCUCAUACAAUGUCAUGCUAUCUUAAAAAAAACUAUGGUUCUUCUACUAAAGAAAUUCAAUCCUUUUCGUUGCCUA